AUGCUAAUAAGAAAUCUGAUCAUAGGAUUUAGCCUACUUUAACUAGUCAGUUUACAAGAGUAUGACUCAUAAGAUUGCUAUUAGUGCUCUAUUCAGCCCUGUGGUUGCAAACUAUUCAAAUGCUCUUAGGGGCCAAUCUAUCCAGAGGGAGUAGAAGAUCUAUCAAGAGGAUUUACUGGUUGCUAAGCUUUAAGUUAACCUUUUGUUAAUGCAGUAAUCAUUUAAAAACUCCAGGGCACAUGCCUCUGUCCUUAUGUUAACGUCGAUAAGAACUGCAAACCUAUUGGAGAUAAAAGAAUAAUGAUAGGAUCAGGUUUUGACUUAACAAUGAGCUCUUCAGAUAUCUUGGAUAAGUUAAAACCAUUUUAAGGGAUUAAAGAAAACCCUAUUAAAUUUAUCCAAGAAUCAAAAUCUUUGGAGCUGACAUUAAAUGAAGUAUAGACAUUUGAUCUUGUGUUAAUGGGAUCUGAGGUAUUGAAUAUGGGCAAAUACUACAAUAGCAACUAUUUUAAUGCUCCAUCAAUAUACGGUAAACUUAACCCAUAAAAGCCUAAUUUUGAGGAGCUUACUCGAGGUAUUCGCACAUUAUUCUACUCCUUCCAAAGAUAAUAUGGCAGUCCUAGCAACUAUCAAAGACUUUGGAAUUACGCUUUGAGAGCUAAUUAUUCUCAGAUAAUGAAAGAACUUGAAAGAGAAGCAGAGCAUUCUAAUAGGAAGCAUAUUGAGGCUUAAAUACUAAAGUAUUGCUUGGAAAAAUGCAGUGAAUCUAAUGCUGCAAAUAUCAUGUUUGUGAUUGAUGGAUCUUGGAGUAUUAAGAUAGAAAAUUAUAAUACUCAAAAGUAAUUUAUGGUGAACCUCCUCGAAUCGAUGAAGAUAGAAAAAGAUCAAUAAGAGGCAGCUCUUGUCCUUUUUUCUAAUCAGGUUGAGUUGAAGUCUGAUUUCUCAGGAGACAAAGUUAGUUUGAUAAAUACAGUAAGAUUAAUGCAUUAUCCAAAUAGUGAUACUCAGACUGAUCUAGCACUAGUUGAGUCAGCUAAGAUAUUUAAAGGGCAGAUAUAAAAACGGCCAAACGUUAUAAACUUAUUAUUUAUCCUGACAGAUGGAUAGCCAUCAGUUCCUAUUAAUUAAUAAAGUAUUGAUAAUCUAAAGGAGCUUAAUAUAAAAACAUUUGCUAUUGGAAUAGGUCCUGAUAUUAAAAAUGAGACCCUUGCAUAUCUUUCAGGCGAUAACGCAACAGAUUAUUCAAGAGUGUAUCAAGUUUCCUAGUUUGAUAAACUAAAGCAACUGCUAAAUUCAAUCAAUUAAUUAGCCUGUUCAACUCCAACAGAAAUAGACUUUUAAAUUAAUAAUCUUACUAAUAUUGUCCUGGAUGAUACAGGAGCCUAAUAUUUUGUCCUGCUAUAAAAGUAUGUUUACCUUAGAAUUGAUCUUAGUAAAUAUAUUGUGCAGAGUAAUACUAGUGGUGAUAGCUCAAAUCAAAAUGCUUAAAGCUAACUUCAAAACAAUGAGAAUGAAGUAGAACUUUAUUACUCAUUUACUGAGGAACUUCCUAACUAAUUUGUUAAUGAUGGAAAAGGUAAAAGAGUUGGGGAUAGUGUUGAAGCUGUAAUAGUAAAUAAUGCAACUAAUAAAACCUUCUUUGCAGUAAAAUAGACUAAAGAAAUGAAGUCUCAGGCUAAAUUGCAUGUUCAACCAUUAGUUUUCGAUCAUUGCUCUGUAAAUUGCGUCAGUUGCUUGAAUGAAAAUAUUUGCAAGACUUGCAGCGAAGGAUUUGUCUUGUUAAAUGAUAAAUGUGUAAAGCCUAGUAUAAAUGACAAUCCAUAUAUUGGUCCUAUUCUAGCUGGAGUAGUUUCUGUUGUAAGUCUUGGUGGUUAUUUCACUUUCGGACGUACAGCAGCUGUAUCCUAAAUUCAAUCAAAUUCUGACUAGCAUGAAAAAAAUGAUUGA
Molecule: messenger RNA, 1947 nt
Organism: Stylonychia lemnae
Lineage: Eukaryota; Ciliophora; Spirotrichea; Sporadotrichida; Oxytrichidae
Source: the annotation of a GenBank genome assembly